AUGGAACUCGAGGGCAGAAAAAUCCUGGUGCUGGGGCUGGCCCGCACCGGCUUGGCGGUUGCCCGGUUUCUCGCCCAUCGGGGCGCGCGGAUCGUGGGGGCCGACGCGCGCGAGGAUGACGGGAUGCGGCAGGCCAGGAGCGAGCUGUCGCGGUUGUCCGCCGCCUGCCAUCUCGGACCGGAGGAAACCGCCUGGCUCGACGGCGUGGACGCGGUGGUUCCCAGCCCCGGAGUGCCAAGGGACAAUAAGCUGCUGGUGGAAGCCGCCCGUCGAGGCAUCGAGGUGUUGAGCGAGAUCGAGCUGGCCGCACGGUUCGGCCGCGCUCCCAUGGUGGCCAUCACCGGCACCAACGGAAAGACCACCACCACGCGGCUCGUGGCCGGCAUCCUCGAGGCUGCCGGGCUGCGCGUCUUCGCCGGCGGCAACAUCGGCAAGCCGCUGAUCGAGUACGCGGACGGAACCUGGGACUGGGGCGUCGUGGAAGUGAGCAGUUUUCAACUCGAAUGGGUCCGGGAUUUUCGCCCCCGGGUCGCCCUGUGCCUCAAUCUCAGCGAGGACCAUCUCGACCGCUAUGACGGGCUGGCGAGUUACGGCGCGGCCAAGGCCAGGAUCUUCGCCGCCCAACACCCGGACGACGUCGCCGUGCUCAACCGCGACGACCCGUGGGUAUGGGGUUUGCGCGAGGAACUGGGCGCCCGGGUGGUCUCCUUCGGCUGGUCGGAGGUGGAGGAGGGGGCUUUCGUCACGGAGGACGCCGUGGUCUGGCUCCUGCACCAACGCCGGUUGCUGGGGCCGGUGACGUUGCCGAUGCCGGGCCGGCACAGCGUCGCCAACGCCCUGGCGGCCAUUGCCGUUGCCGCGGAGUUGGGCAUCGACUUUACCGCCGCGGCCGCGGCCCUGGGCGCCUUCGCCGGCAUCCACCGCCGGUCGGAGAUCAAGGGAGAGGUGGCCGGGGUUCUGGUCAUGGACGAUUACGGACACCAUCCCACGGAGAUCGAGACCACCCUGCAGGCCAUCGCCGAAGGCUGGGGGCGUCCCCUGACGGUGGUGUUUCAGCCGCACCGUUACAGCCGCACCAAGGAUCUGUUCGAGGACUUCGUUUCCGCGUUCGACCGGGUUCACCGGUUGAUCCUCACGGACGUCUACGGCGCGGGGGAAGACCCGAUUCCGGGAACGAGCGGCGAGGAGCUGUGCCGGGCCAUCAGGCGCCGGGGUCACAUGGACGUGGAGUUCGUGGCCGCAAAGGAGGACGUGGCCGGCGGGCUGCUGCCGCGGCUCUCGGACGGAGACAUGGUUCUCACCCUCGGGGCCGGGGACAUUUACAAGGUUGGGGAGGCGCUGCUUGAGUCCUUGCGGGAACAGAGGCAAUGA
Geodia barretti is the source of this 1371-nucleotide messenger RNA. The record is from the annotation of a GenBank genome assembly. NCBI's taxonomy places the organism in Eukaryota, Metazoa, Porifera, Demospongiae, Tetractinellida, Geodiidae.